Molecule: messenger RNA, 4077 nt
Organism: Phytophthora infestans T30-4
Lineage: Eukaryota; Oomycota; Peronosporomycetes; Peronosporales; Peronosporaceae
Product: ATP-binding Cassette (ABC) Superfamily
Exons: 1
Coding region: 1-4077 (1358 amino acids)
Cellular component (GO): membrane
Molecular function (GO): ATP binding; ABC-type transporter activity; ATP hydrolysis activity
Source: RefSeq, a predicted model, not a curated record
AUGGCCACGGAGGACAAGAAAAACAAGGCUACGGCCAGUCUUCUGCAGCCAGAGGCCUAUGACAAUGGCGAGGAGGUGCCGCAAGUCUACCGCUCGCUUAACUUCCGCAGCCUGCAGGACCCGUACUCGCACAACCGCGACACGAUGGCCAGCCGCUACAGUACGCUGCGUGCCGACGACCUCGAGACGAUGCUUAACGGCGGUCUUGAGCGCUUCUACAAGAAGUACGACCACUUGUCGCGUAAGGUCAACCUACAGCUCCCGACACCAGAAGUGCGCUUUGAGAACUUGUCGUUCUCGGUGCAGGUGCCGGCGGAGGUUGGCGCCCACGGUACUGUGGGAACGCACUUGGCCUCUAUCUUCACGCCCUGGGAGAAGAUUCCCAUGACCACCAAGCACGCGCUACACCCGAUGAGCGGCAUCAUCAAACCGGGUUCCAUGACACUUAUCCUGGCCAACCCUGGUGCCGGUAAGUCGACGUUCCUGAAGGCACUCGCCGGUAAGCUCCAGGACAACAAGCAGACGGAGAUCGGCGGAGAGAUCCUGUACUCCGGCCUGCGUGGCGACGAGAUUGACCUGGUCAAGCUGGUCGGUCUCGUGGACCAGACGGACAACCACAUCCCGACGCUGACUGUCCGUGAGACGUUUAAGUUCGCCGACAUGUGCGUGAACGGCCGUCCCGAGGACCAACCGGAGGAGAUGCGCGACAUUGCCGCUCUCCGUACGGAGCUGUUCUUGCAGAUCCUGGGUCUGGAGAACUGUGCCGACACGGUGGUCGGUGAUGCUCUGCUUCGUGGUGUGAGUGGUGGUGAGCGUAAGCGUGUGACUGUCGGCGAAGUGCUGGUCGGUGGCCAGAGUCUGUUCCUGUGUGACGAGAUCUCCACGGGUCUGGACAGUGCCGCCACCUUCGACAUCAUCAAGGCUCUUCGCACAUGGUGCAAGACGCUCGGUGGCUCUGUCAUCGUGGCGCUGCUGCAGCCGACGCCUGAGGUCGUGGAGCAGUUCGACGAUAUCUUGAUGGUCAACGAAGGCCACAUGGUGUACCACGGACCCCGUACCGAGAUCCUGGACUACUUCCAGGGUCUGGGCUUCACGUGUCCGCCUCGUGUGGACCCUGCCGAUUUCCUCAUUGAGGUGACGUCGGGCCGUGGCCACGGCUACUCGAACGGCAACGUCCCGAACAAGGACUUGGCCGUGACGUCCGAGGACUUUAACAACCACUUUUGCCAGUCGAGCAUCUACCGUAAAACCCACGAGGCCAUCAGCAAGGGCUUCAACGAGCACCAGUUCGAGAGUCCGGAAGACUUCAAGAAGGCCAAGAGUGUGGCCAACUUGGCCCGUUCCAAGGAGAAAUCCGAGUUCGGAUUGGCCUUCUUGCCCAGCACCAUGUUGCUACUGAACCGUCAGAAGCUCAUCUGGCUGCGUGACCCCCCGCUACUGUGGGGUAAGGUCAUUGAAGCUAUCAUCGUGGGUCUCGUGCUCGGUAUGAUCUACUACAACGUGAGCUCGACGUACUACCUCCGUAUGAUCUUCUUCAGUAUCGCGCUGUUCCAGCGUCAAGCGUGGCAGCAGAUCACCAUCUCGUUCCAGCUUCGUAAGGUCUUCUACAAGCAGCGACCGCGUAACUUUUUCCGCACAACGUCGUAUGCUAUUGCCGAGAGUGUGGUGCAGAUUCCAGUGAACCUGGUGGUCUCGUUCAUCCUGGGCACGUUCUUCUACUUCAUGAGUGGACUGACCCGGACGUUCGAGAAGUACAUUAUCUUCUUCAUUGUGCUCGUGGCCUUCCAACACGCCAUCAGCGCCUACAUGACGAUGCUGAGCUCUCUGUCGCCGAGUAUCACGGUGGGUCAGGCGCUGGCUUCCAUCUCGGUCAGCUUCUUCCUGCUGUUCUCUGGUAACAUCAUCCUGGCCGACCUCAUCCCGGACUACUGGAUCUGGAUGUACUGGUUCUCUCCCGUGUCGUGGGCGCUGCGCUCCAACAUGCUGUCGGAGUUCUCGAGCGACCGCUACACGCCUGUGGAGAGCGCCACUCUGCUCGACAGCUUCUCCAUCUCGGAAGGCACCGAGUACAUCUGGUUCGGUAUCGUCGUCCUCAUCGCGUACUACUUUUUGUUCACGACGCUCAACGGUAUGGCGCUGCACUACAUCCGGUACGAGAAGUACAAGGGUGUGAGUGUCAAGCCCUUGACGGACAAGGCCCAGGACGACGACAACGUGUACGUCGAGGUGGCCACGCCUCAUGCGGCCGAUGGAGCGAACAAAGGUGGCAACAGCGGCGGUCUGCCGUUCACGCCCUCGAACCUGUGCAUCAAGGACUUGGAGUACUUUGUGACGUUGCCUUCGGGUGAGGAGAAGCAGCUUCUGCGCGGAAUCACGGCCCACUUCGAGCCGGGUCGCAUGGUUGCUCUUAUGGGCGCGACGGGUGCCGGUAAGACGACGCUGAUGGACGUGAUUGCCGGUCGUAAGACGGGCGGACGCAUUGUCGGCGACAUUAUUGUGAACGGCGAGGCCAAGGACCCCGCCAACUUCAGUCGUAUCACGGCGUACUGCGAGCAGAUGGACAUCCACUCUGAAGCUGCGACGAUCUUGGAGGCGCUGGUGUUCUCGGCCAAUCUGCGUCUGCCCCCGAACUUCACGAAGGAGCAGCGUAUGAACCUGGUGCACGAGACGCUGGACCUGUUGGAGCUUACCUCGAUCUCUGGCGCUAUGGUCGGUGGCCUGUCGGUGGAGCAGAAGAAGCGUGUGACCAUCGGUGUCGAGGUGGUGGCCAACCCCAGUAUCUUGUUCCUGGACGAGCCCACCAGUGGUCUGGACGCGCGUUCGGCUCUGAUCGUCAUGCGCGGUGUGCAGUCGAUCGCCCGUACGGGUCGUACCGUGCUGUGUACCAUCCACCAGCCUAGUAUCUCGAUCUUUGAGCUGUUCGACGGUCUGCUGCUGCUCCAGCGCGGUGGCUUCACUGCGUACUUUGGUGACCUUGGUGUGGACUCUGUCAAGAUGCUCGAGUACUUCGCGUCGAUCCCUGGCACGAUGGAGAUCCGUCCGCAGUACAACCCGGCCACGUACAUGCUUGAAGUGAUUGGCGCGGGUAUCGGCCGUGACGUGAAGGACUACUCGAUCGAGUACAAGAACAGCGAGCUGUACAAGUCGAACCGCGAGCGCACGCUCCUGUUGGCUGAAGUUUCCAGCGACUUUGUGUGCCACUCGACUCUGAACUACACGCCUAUUGCCACGGGCUUCUUGAACCAGUUGAAGGAGCUCGCCGUUAAGCAGCAGCUCACGUACUGGCGCAACCCGCAGUACAACUUCAUGCGCAUGUUCCUCUUCCCUCUCUUCGGUGUCAUCUUCGGUACGACCUUCUACCAGCUUGAGGCGGACAGCGUCAAGCGCAUCAACUCGCACAUCGGUCUCAUCUACAACAGUAUGGAUUUCAUCGGUGUCAUCAACCUCAUGACGGUGCUGGAAGUCACGUGUGCCGAGCGCGCCGUGUUCUACCGCGAACGGAUGUCGAACUACUACGGUCCACUGCCCUACAGUCUGUCGCUGUGGUUCGCUGAGGUGCCGUACCUGAUCAUCGUGAUCGUGCUGUUCGUGACGAUCGAGUACUGGCUGGUGGGCUGGAGCGACAACGGAGGCGACUUCAUCUUCUUCAUGUUCAUUUUCUACCUCUACACGUCGGCUUGUACCUACGUGGGUCAGUGGAUGUCUGCUCUGAUGCCCAACGAGAAGGUGGCGAAUGUGGCUGUCGGCGCGCUGUCGUGUCUGUUCAACUUAUUCUCGGGCUACCUGCUGCCGCGUCCGGCCAUGAAGGCUGGCUACAAGUGGUUCACUUACCUGAUGCCGUCGAGCUACUCGCUUGCGGCGCUGGUGGGCGCUCAGUUCGGUGAGGUGCAGGACGUUAUCUCCGUCACGGAGGGCGGUGUCACGACGGACAUGACGGUGGCGCAGUUCAUUGAGGACACGUACGACUUCCGACCGAACCGCAAGUACAAUUUCAUGGCGGGACUGCUGGUCAUCUGGGCUGUGCUGCAGGUGGCCAUCUACCUCACGUUCAAGUACGUGAGCCACCUCAAGAGAUAA